ACUAUCCAGUGUUUAGCAAAAAAUUUCUUCAAUGACACCAAUGUAAAGUAGGUAAACGAACAAAGUUUGGUGUUAGAAAUGUCUGGUUUUGACGACCCCUUUGGCGAAAAUCCUUUUGCUGAUCCUGCUAUACAACAGGCAACAAGAGUAACAACUAAUAUUCAAAAUUCUUUGGAAGAUUAUAACCCAUUUGAACAAGAAAACGUCAAACCGCAAUUGCAGAUAAAUUCGGGUAAUAAUGCAGCAGUCGUCCAGCCUUUGUCGCAAAACGCCCCUCCAGUUGCUGCUCCAAAUACGAGUAUUCAAAUAACCACUGAAGAAUUACAGCGCCGCCAAGAAGAAUUGGAUCGCAAGGCUGCAGAACUGGACAGACGUGAGCAGCAAUUACAGGGAAAUGUUCCGCAAUUGAAUAAUUGGCCACCGUUGCCGGAUAAUUUUUGUGUGAAACCAUGUUUUUAUCAAGAUUUCAACUUAGAGAUACCGCCGGAAUUUCAAAAGUUGGUGAAACAUUUGUACUAUACAUGGAUGUUUUACACCAUGACCAUGGUACUCAACAUUCUUGGUGGACUAAUACUAUUAUUGCAUAAUACAGAAUUUACAACAUUUGGCUUAGCUUUAUUUUACGCCAUGCUUUCUACUCCUGCAUCAUACAUUUGCUGGUUUCGACCGGCUUAUAAAGCUUUCCGGAAUGAUUCCAGUUUUAAUUUUAUGGUAUUUUUCUUUGUAUACUUCUUCCAAACUGUGCUUACGGUUUUCCAAGCCGUUGGUGUCCCUGGUUCAGGGUAUUGCGGAUUUAUUGUUGCUAUUACGCAGUUUCAAUCAACUGCAUCAUCCAUAAUUGUGGGGCUCCUCUUGCUUUGCAUAGCUUUUUGUUUUGCAACAACCGCUGCUGCAAAUAUAAUGAUGAUUACUAAGAUUCACACAAUUUACCGUAGCACUGGAGCCAGCAUGGCCAAGGCGCAGCAAGAAUUUGCUACAGAAUUUAUGAGAAAUCAGCAUAUACAGCAAGCUGCCUCUUCAGCAGUGAGUUCCGCAAUAAAUUCGCAGAUAAACAACAGUAGAUACUAAAAAAUAUAUAUAUUCAUAUAGCACUAUAAUAAUAGGCAAGGGUUUUCAUGGCUUUUUAAAUGUUUAAAAUUUCUUGAAAUGUAAGUUACACUAUCAGUAUAUUGAAUAAAAGCUUGUAAAAUACCCAGCAACUCUAA
Molecule: messenger RNA, 1205 nt
Organism: Anastrepha obliqua
Lineage: Eukaryota; Metazoa; Arthropoda; Insecta; Diptera; Tephritidae
Gene: Scamp
Product: secretory carrier-associated membrane protein 1
Exons: 5
Coding region: 79-1068 (329 amino acids)
Biological process (GO): protein transport
Cellular component (GO): trans-Golgi network membrane; recycling endosome membrane
Source: RefSeq, a predicted model, not a curated record